Molecule: messenger RNA, 1188 nt
Organism: Plasmopara halstedii
Lineage: Eukaryota; Oomycota; Peronosporomycetes; Peronosporales; Peronosporaceae
Exons: 3
Coding region: 1-1188 (395 amino acids)
Source: RefSeq, a predicted model, not a curated record
AUGUUGGUAAAUGGAAUUGCCUAUUCCGUGACAUCUGCUCUUGGUAACGGGGGCAAUUUCACUGCUCAGUGUAUUCAAUCAAACCUGCUACCGCCUCUGAGUGACAUCAUCUCGGCGCUUAACAAUGCCACUAUGGUUUCUAGUGCCAUCGCUGGCAAUGAACCAAUCAAUUGCGCCAGUGGAAAUCUCUUCAAGACUACUCUUGGGGAUUCAAAAUUCGUCAUUUGCUCUUUAGGCUCAACUGGUUUUGUCGUUCAUAAUUGCGAUUUGGAUAUUGUUGUCGACUAUUUGGACAGUCCAGUCACCAUAACUGCGCCCAAACUAAGUGAUGAUGAGGCACUGACUUGCGAAACUGUCGUGAGUCCCCUUUCAGUAUCGGAAACGACGCUCGCCUUGUUGACUGGUCAGCCCAUUCCGUCUUCAAAGCAACGUAAUUUGCAGGCUACAUCUACCGCAACUCUGGCACCUUCAUCUUGUGGAUUCAAGCUACUUUGGAGAUCUUUCCAAAAGCGCACCGUGCUGCUCCUCCGUGCACUAUGCCCAGCUGAACACCGUCGACAACCCGUGGACCGAUGCUACCUUGCAGCAAAAGCGGACACAAUCAUUGUCACGCACUCAAUGGGCGGUCUCAUGAUGGCUGGUGCUCUGGCAAAUGGACAAUGCUCGUUUGCAUCAAACACUUCAUGGGUGAGUUUGAGUGCACCGAUGGGUGGUAGUAUGGGCUCCGACUACGUCCAGAACGCUUGCAGCGGCAAAAACGUAUUUAUUCAGGCUAUAGUGAACCUAAUUGGACAAUGCCCUGUCAACAAUUCCACCCUGGGGCUUGCUUACCAGGACGAGAAUUUCAGCACGUCAGCUCUCAAUGCAGCAUUUUCUGCCGCUCAGGACGCAUUCCGUUCGAAUGUCCAUGCUGCAAUGUGCAGCGACAACUUCUCGGGGCUUUUUUCAUUUGAUCAGAUGAAGUACUUCAUGGGAGGCACCUUCGUCAACCACAAAUCAAAGCAAAAUGAUGGUAUCGUUGAGUACUUGAGCUGCUCGAAAGGACUUGAGAUGUCCACUUUCGGUAAUUCCUAUAACGACACUUUUUAUCUGACUGGUUUAAACCAUGCUGAUACAGCUUUUCUCCAUGGAGACUCGCUGUUUAGAGACUCGCACAAGCCAGUGAAAUGGUUUGAAUGCUUGUUAUAA